Molecule: messenger RNA, 7384 nt
Organism: Nannospalax galili (Upper Galilee mountains blind mole rat)
Lineage: Eukaryota; Metazoa; Chordata; Mammalia; Rodentia; Spalacidae
Gene: Cask
Product: calcium/calmodulin dependent serine protein kinase
Exons: 26
Coding region: 216-2963 (915 amino acids)
Biological process (GO): regulation of neurotransmitter secretion; protein phosphorylation
Cellular component (GO): plasma membrane; cell-cell junction; basolateral plasma membrane
Molecular function (GO): protein kinase activity; ATP binding; signaling receptor binding
Source: RefSeq, a predicted model, not a curated record
UCCCACGCCCCGGCCCCGCCGCCCGCGCCGGGGCGGCAGCCCGCAGAGGAAGGCGCUGCAGUCUCCGGGCCUCGCGGCCCCAGUCCAGCGUCUUCAGCUCCGAGGGCUCGCGGGUCCUGAGGGGAGGACAGCCCCAGGCCGGGCACUGAGCUCUUGGGCGCCUCCAACCCCGUUUUUGGAACCGUCCACGCUGCGGCCGCUGUCCCCUCCGGACCAUGGCCGACGACGACGUGCUGUUCGAGGAUGUGUACGAGCUGUGCGAGGUGAUCGGCAAGGGUCCCUUCAGUGUUGUACGACGAUGUAUCAACAGAGAAACUGGGCAGCAAUUUGCUGUAAAAAUUGUUGAUGUAGCCAAGUUCACAUCAAGUCCAGGGUUAAGUACAGAAGAUCUAAAGCGGGAAGCCAGUAUCUGUCACAUGCUGAAACAUCCACACAUUGUAGAGUUAUUGGAGACAUAUAGCUCAGAUGGAAUGCUUUACAUGGUUUUUGAAUUUAUGGAUGGAGCAGACCUGUGUUUUGAAAUUGUAAAGCGUGCUGAUGCUGGUUUUGUGUACAGUGAAGCUGUAGCCAGCCAUUACAUGAGACAGAUUCUGGAAGCUCUGCGCUACUGUCAUGAUAACAACAUAAUUCACAGAGAUGUGAAGCCCCACUGUGUCCUCCUUGCCUCAAAAGAAAACUCAGCACCUGUCAAACUUGGGGGCUUUGGGGUAGCUAUUCAGUUAGGAGAAUCUGGACUUGUAGCUGGAGGACGUGUUGGAACACCUCACUUUAUGGCCCCAGAAGUGGUGAAGAGAGAACCUUAUGGAAAGCCUGUGGAUGUCUGGGGAUGCGGCGUGAUCCUUUUCAUCCUGCUCAGUGGUUGUUUGCCUUUUUACGGAACCAAGGAAAGAUUAUUUGAAGGCAUUAUUAAAGGAAAAUAUAAGAUGAAUCCAAGGCAGUGGAGCCAUAUCUCUGAAAGUGCCAAAGACCUAGUUCGUCGCAUGCUGAUGCUGGAUCCUGCUGAAAGGAUCACUGUUUAUGAAGCGCUGAAUCACCCUUGGCUUAAGGAGCGGGAUCGUUAUGCUUACAAGAUUCAUCUUCCAGAAACAGUAGAACAACUGAGGAAAUUCAAUGCACGGAGGAAACUGAAGGGUGCAGUACUAGCCGCUGUGUCAAGUCACAAAUUCAACUCCUUCUAUGGGGACCCCCCAGAAGAGUUACCAGAUUUCUCUGAAGACCCUACCUCCUCAGGAGCCGUCUCUCAGGUGCUGGACAGCCUGGAAGAGAUUCAUGCACUUACAGACUGCAGUGAAAAAGACUUAGAUUUUCUACACAGUGUUUUCCAGGAUCAGCAUCUUCACACACUGCUAGAUCUGUAUGACAAAAUUAACACAAAGUCUUCACCACAAAUCAGGAAUCCUCCAAGCGAUGCAGUACAGAGAGCCAAAGAGGUAUUGGAAGAAAUUUCAUGUUACCCUGAGAAUAAUGAUGCAAAGGAACUAAAGCGUAUUUUAACACAACCUCAUUUCAUGGCCUUACUUCAGACUCACGAUGUAGUGGCACAUGAAGUUUACAGUGAUGAAGCAUUAAGGGUCACACCACCCCCCACCUCUCCCUAUUUAAAUGGUGAUUCGCCAGAAAGUGCUAAUGGAGACAUGGAUAUGGAGAAUGUGACCAGAGUUCGGCUGGUGCAGUUCCAAAAGAACACAGAUGAACCAAUGGGAAUCACUUUGAAAAUGAAUGAGCUAAAUCAUUGUAUUGUUGCAAGAAUCAUGCAUGGGGGUAUGAUUCACAGGCAAGGUACACUUCAUGUUGGUGAUGAAAUUCGAGAAAUCAAUGGCAUCAGUGUGGCUAACCAAACGGUGGAACAGCUGCAAAAAAUGCUUAGGGAAAUGCGGGGGAGUAUUACCUUCAAGAUUGUGCCAAGCUACCGCACUCAGUCUUCGUCCUGUGAGAGAGAUUCCCCCUCCACUUCCAGGCAGUCCCCUGCUAAUGGUCAUAGCAGCACUAACAAUUCUGUUUCGGACUUGCCAUCAACUACCCAACCAAAAGGACGACAGAUCUAUGUAAGAGCACAAUUUGAAUAUGAUCCAGCCAAGGAUGACCUCAUCCCCUGCAAAGAAGCUGGCAUUCGAUUCAGAGUUGGUGACAUCAUCCAGAUUAUUAGUAAGGAUGACCACAACUGGUGGCAGGGUAAACUGGAAAACUCCAAAAAUGGAACUGCAGGCCUCAUUCCUUCUCCUGAACUUCAGGAAUGGCGAGUAGCUUGCAUUGCCAUGGAGAAGACCAAACAAGAGCAGCAAGCCAGCUGUACUUGGUUUGGCAAGAAAAAGAAGCAGUACAAAGAUAAAUAUUUGGCAAAGCACAAUGCAGAUCUUGUCACAUAUGAAGAAGUAGUGAAACUGCCAGCAUUCAAAAGGAAAACACUAGUCUUAUUAGGUGCACAUGGUGUUGGGAGAAGACAUAUAAAAAACACCCUCAUCACAAAGCACCCAGACCGGUUUGCAUACCCUAUUCCACAUACAACCAGACCUCCAAAGAAAGAUGAAGAAAAUGGCAAGAAUUAUUACUUUGUCUCCCAUGACCAAAUGAUGCAAGACAUCUCAAAUAAUGAGUACUUGGAGUACGGCAGCCAUGAGGACGCAAUGUACGGGACAAAACUGGAGACCAUUCGGAAGAUCCAUGAGCAGGGGCUGAUUGCAAUUCUGGACGUGGAGCCUCAGGCACUGAAGGUCCUGAGAACUGCUGAGUUUGCUCCUUUUGUUGUUUUCAUUGCCGCACCAACUAUAACUCCAGGUUUAAAUGAGGAUGAAUCUCUCCAGCGCCUGCAGAAGGAGUCCGAUGUCUUACAGAGAACAUAUGCACACUACUUCGAUCUCACAAUUAUCAACAACGAAAUUGAUGAGACAAUCAGACAUCUGGAGGAAGCUGUCGAGCUCGUGUGCACAGCCCCACAGUGGGUCCCAGUCUCCUGGGUCUAUUAGGCUUCUCCCCGGCUAUCUGAGUGUAACUGGGAGCCGCCUCCUACGUGGAAAAGCCUCUCUGUUGCCGGCCUUGUGUCAGCAGGUCCUGGUCCCUAGAGACUACCUAGUUGUAGUGUGACCUACAUUUAUAAUUAUUGUCAUGUCCAAAUAGAUAGGAGGAGAAAAACAAUUACACACUAAUUUAAAGAGACAGUAUCUUUUUUAAUCAGUUCUCCUAAACUUUAAUAAAAUGUAUCUUUAAAUGUAUGUAUUAUUCAAUCCUUUGGAAUGUUAUAUUUUUGGAAAUCAUAGCUUUUUAUUUCCAAGGCCCCUAAAAACUGCACAAAAUAGAUGCUGCUUUCUAUAAUCUAUUUUAAUAAUAAUAAACAAUGAUUCUGUUACCUUGACUGGGGGUGGAACACUACAUUCUUUUUAAGAGUCUGAUUUUAUGGAUUGGAAUAUCUUUCUUUCCUUUAUUUAUUUGAAAUAAUUAGUCUAGUGAUUACAAAACAGUCAUAAAUUUUUAAAGGCCUUUUUUCUCUCUUUUUUUUUAGAAUAGUAUUUUUUUUUAAGUCCUUUAUGUAACAUCCAGAUAAUGUGAUACUGUCUCUUUGAAGCACCCUGUAAACCUUUUAGAGAUUUGAAGUUGGGUCUUGACUCUUAAUGCAUGUGGACAGUCGCGAGCGUUUAUGCCGUCGGUGUGUCUGUGUUGGACAAAACAAUCUGUAAUCUACAACAAAGUACAUUCCGUUCACGGGGCACACCCAGGGGAUAAGAAUAAAUUGCUAUUAUGACUAAGUUGUAAACCUAUGCACAUCCCUUGCAUUUCGGGCAACUUUAUAAAACAGAAAAAAAAAAGAAACUGAUUUUUAUUAAUACUAAUCAUGUAGUGAAAUGUGUUUGUAAUUUUGUCUCAAUUUAAUUUGUUGUAAGGUGGGAGGGGGUAUUGCUGGUUUCACCAUUUCAGAUCUGUGUUGUCUAAGAGUAUUAACGUUUUAAUUAAGCAAAGAAAUGCGGAUUUUUAAUGUAUGUGUAAUUGUUUUAAGCACCCAUUUGAAGAGAAUAUAGUGUGCAAUGAGGAAACCAGUUUAGGCAUUUGCUAUAAACUGAAUGAUUCCAAAAGAAGAAUCUAUAACAGCCUGUAAAUCCCUUUAACGCGACACCUGACAGCACAGUCUGACCAAGUUUUUUAAAUACACUUCCUUUCAUGUGUUCAAUAUUAAAUGCCUUUGGGUCCUUCAUUUCAGUCUAGAUUUGUUCAGGUUUCCAAGCCGAUAAUCUUUUCAAUUUUAUAAUUCGUUAGAUGCUCAUCAACCUACCAGAGGCCCAGGAGUGAGUUGGCAGGGCAACAAAGCAGCGUGCCAGGGGACAGCUUGGACCACAGCCUACUCGCAGGGCCACCUGUGGUCUCCGCUUCCUCUUGCUGUAUCCCUUGGCACAGGGGAGUCAUCUGUCCUUGUUGCUUUAGAGGCAUUCACCAUCUCAUGCCCCUACCAUAUCAUCACACAAUCAGUAUGGGAAGCUCAGGCUGGGGUUCCCAGGCUCUUUGCCAGAGGUCACGAGUGUUCCCCCUUCGCAUGUGAGAGGAUGAGGCACUUAGAUGACCCUGUGAUCCUUAGAAAUAUACCAUCGCUUUUGUUUCUUGUGGGUUAGACGGCCUCUGUCACUCCGUGCCUUCACAGGGUGUGCAGAAUGUGUUCUGGACUCCCCUUAAGGGACUGAACAGAGAAGGCACUUCUGUGUGCAUAGUCCUCUUCCAUUCUCAGCACCCCACCUUCCCCACCUAUGAUUACAUGAUAUUGAUUGGUUUCUGUUUUUAUGCCGUUGUCAGUGCCCAGAUGGGUCUGCAACUUACCAACAAGAUGUGUGAACGACUUGUGUUCUGGCCCCCCAGUGUUGUGACCAAACAACCACACCAGAGAUGAGCUGACAGUGGGUUUGUGCUAGCUGUCCAGAGACCCACUCGGGUUGCUUAGGGCUGUGUAGGUCUGAUCUCAAUCUAACUGGUGUCCAGGCCAGACACCAUUCCCGCAGUGGUACUGACCACAAGCUGGGCUCUUCUCGGUAGCACAGUACCUGCUCUACCUCUUUUGCAGUGAAGCACAAAGACUACAACCAACAUGUGGGAAGCAGGAAAGUCCCUCCCUCUGGCAGAAGGCCUCAUACCCUCCCACUUGCCCUUUUGAGACCCAAUCUCCAGAGAUGCUGCCAAUGCCUUUCUGUAGCUAUCCACCAUGUUCAUAAAGGGGGAGUGAACAAAGGAGGAAAGAGAGGGCAACUUAAACACCUGCAGCCGCACACUGUGGAAGAGGCGCUAUGGCGUUGAGCACCCCUCCCCUCUCCUCACCAUUCCAGGGGCUGUGGGAGAAGGGUACAGAUGGGCAUCCUUCCUGCCAUUGUGCAGAUGGUGAAAUCCCCACACCUAGAACUCAGUGACUUCUCCAACAGGUCAUCUGUUCUUUCCCACUAAUGCACUUCUCUAAAGCAGUGUCUUUCUGACCUAGCAGGAAAAAACAUUUUUGAAGUCAGAGUCAUGCCAGUAUAUUCUGCUACAGUACAAUCAUCCACUGUGAGAUCGGAGGAAACUGCUAGAAGCUUCACCACCUCCACUGCACCAACGGAACCAUUUCUUCCCCUUUUAAAGACCAGAUUACUAGAUCAGUGGCACUGGAAAGCCAUAUUGAGGGUCCUCUCUGCCACCCCAGCCCCACUCCCCACAACAGGAGAUGGAGUGUUGGCUCUGUGAAGCUCUUUGUUUAAAAAAAAAAAACCAAAAAAUGAAGUGUCCUGAUUUUUCUAAUCAUAGGCUGUAAUUACUUUGCACAGGCAGCACAUUCCUAUCUGAACACUGAAAAGGAAAAUGUUGCUCAUUUUAAUUCAUCUGGAAGUUUCCCCAGUGUCAAGAUAACAUUGUAACUCUUUAAAAUGCAAUUAAAUGCACCUCCUGUCAGGUGAGAUGGUUUAAAAUAACUGCUCAGAAAGGAAAAGUGGUUGACCUACUUCUUGUUAUUUGCAUUCAGAAGGCGUAGUGUCAGCCCAUCCUACUGAUAGCAGAAUAUCUAAAACUGCAGCUCCCCACUGCGCAAAGGAAAGCAGGGAGUGUCCCCUUCCCUGUGUCCAAGUCCUGGAGCAGGUACACAGGACAAGCCUUCCUUUGAAGUUAUAGUCUCUUUUUUAAGCUUUUGAUCUCAGAUUUCUCUUGUUUUUCCAUCACUUGUAGGUGUCUCUUCAUGAAGGCUUCCAGUUCAUUCUUUGCAAAAGUUCAGUCAGUUGGGCCACCCUCCAGUAUACUGGAUCCAUGGAGAUGCCCAAAAUGGAAACUGCCCAAAGCAUGCCUUUGUCUUCCCCUGAUGGGAUGUUCUUUUAGCAUCGAAGGUCAGUUUCUUACAUGAGACAAAAUUAAGCUUAGUUUGCCACUAACACUACCAAGAAAACUGCCUGCUUAGUGGAUUCUUAAUAAAAUAUGUCCCCUUGGAAAGAGUAGAGGGCACACUGUGAUGAACAUUCCAAAAACAAGCCCCUGGCUGUCUUCAUCCCUUCUUGUUUGAGGUCAGCGGCCUGGUGGGUGUCUAUGGUUGUUUUUCAGAACUGAACACAACCGACUGGGCCCAUUCUCUUAAGGGCUUUAAGGGUGUUGGAUCCCCAGGCGCACUACAUCUCUCUUCUUCUGCGCCUCUCAUUAAUCCCGUUAGAAAGUUGGCUUGCUCCUUACUGUGGCUUUCGGAAGGGCUGCACACUCUCACCACUCCUUUCAUUUGAGGGCGCUUGCCCUUCACUGACCCCUUUAGAAAUAGGGUCUCCCUCUGUGAUGGUGUGUCCAGGACAGGAGCGUACUGGUGAGGCUUAUUGUAUAAUUGACUGUGCUUGGGCACUGCACACAUCCAUUUGCCUUAAACUUGUGGGAAGUCUCAGAUUGCCCAGUUUACCGAGUGAAGUUCAGCUAUCAAGCUCAUCCAGGAAGUUGGGGGAAGAGGAAGAGUGUCCCACCCUUCCUAUGUGCACUUCCCUCUGGCACUCUCAGCCCACAGCAGCAGAGCAAUGGGGAGAGGGCAACACCAUCUCUGGGGCAAGCACCUCCCCAAGUCUUAGCUCUUAAGGGGAUAAGAGACAAUUGUGAAUUCCCACCACCUCUCACCUGACCAUCAACUCCCCUGAACCUGUGCAAAUGGAUCAAGCAAAAGGAAAUGGGAGGAGAUGUUUGUUGCCAGAUGGGAGACCUCAUUUCUGGCCCCAAGCACGACCCCAUGUCUAUGUAUGGGCAACGACAAGGAGCUUUGCUCCUGCUUAGAGUUAAAUCCAUUCUCUCUAGCAUGUGACAGAGUGGGACCUGCGCUAGGCAUCUCUGGACCCAGGAGAGAGAAACUCAGUAGAGGGACUUGUGUUUAUGGGUAGAAAUAGGCAUUCCUCCACAGCAAGUGGCCUCACCUUUAUUUUUCAUUUGA